This is a messenger RNA of Cydia pomonella (codling moth), 13051 nucleotides long. RefSeq names its product dedicator of cytokinesis protein 1 (gene mbc). The transcript is spliced from 42 exons. Bases 667 to 6597 code for a protein of 1976 amino acids. Gene Ontology annotation, biological process: small GTPase-mediated signal transduction; cell migration. The record is from RefSeq and is a predicted model, not a curated record. Gene Ontology annotation, molecular function: guanyl-nucleotide exchange factor activity; small GTPase binding. NCBI's taxonomy places the organism in Eukaryota, Metazoa, Arthropoda, Insecta, Lepidoptera, Tortricidae. Gene Ontology annotation, cellular component: cytoplasm; plasma membrane.
GGCCUAGUGGGUACUGACCCUGCCUACGAAGCUGAUGGUCGCGAGUUCAAAUCCUGGUAAGGGCAUUUAUUCGUGUGAUGAGAUGAGCAUGGCUAUUUGUUCCUGAGUCAUGGGUGUUUUCUAUGUAUUUAAGUAUUUAUAAAUAUUUAUAUAUUAUAUAUAUCGUUGUCUAAGUACCCUCAACACAAGCCUUAUUUGAGCUUACUGUGGGACUUAGUCAAUUUGUGUAAUAAUGUCGUAUAAUAUUUAUUUAUUUAUUUUUUAUUUAAUUUUAAUCAAAACUGUUUACUAACAAUAAGUGGUACUUCCUCGUCCAUGGUUUGAAUAUAAUACAGAAGUUUUUGACUUUUUGUAAACGUUGUUCACCAUUAUGAUUAUUAAUGAUCACAUUACAUUAAGCAACACAAUUUUAAGUUUAAACAUUUUAUUUAUCAUUGUUAAAGAUAAUUUAUGUUAUUUUUAUAAAUCAAAUCAUAGACAAUAACGUUAAUAACGGUUACCGUUAUCGUUAAUCGGUACGCUUAGUGUUACACUACACUACGGUACGGUAGCAUCACUACUUUCUUACCAUAGACAACAUGUUUUGACAAACUCUCAGUCGAGUUGAGAUAAAAAUGACGAGCCGUACGAUUUACUAAAAUAACAAAAUAAAAGUGUUUUAUCAGUAUGACUGUGUGGAGAAUUAUCGAAGAUAAAAACUGCUAUGCCGUCGCCAUAUACAAUUACAACGGGCCGUCCCCCCACCUCCCCCUGGAAGUUGGAGAGCUGGUCCACUGCGAGAGAGAGACAGAAAACUGGUAUUGGGGUCGCAGUCUACGAAGAAACGGUGUGGGCGCCUUCCCGAAGAACUAUGUACAGUUGAGGGAAUGUGAAGUAGAGAGAGUCGGCGAAACAGUGGUUGCCUCCGCCGGCGGUUCAGGCGUAGUGCACGAUAUAGCUCUCACAUUGAGAGAUUGGUUACAGCAUUGGAAGAAACUUUACACGACAUGCGAUGAACGCUUCAAGUUCAUGGAAGUAAGCAUGCGAGCGCUGCUCGAACUGCGGGCGCAGGCAGCAUCCGGCGCCCUGCCGCUCGACCAGCUGCGGCGGGUCGCGAGGACCGCCAUCUUCACGAUAGACAAGGGGAACAGAGCAUUGGAUAUGGAGCUGGCGGUCAGAAACGCCAACGGGCAACUAGUCAACCCUCUACACAUGUCCACGUACAAACUCAACGCUUUACACGACGAAACAAACGCCAAGAUAGACAAAAAUAUGGAAACUACCCCGGCCACGCUCCCCCCCAGCAGCCACCCCUCAGCCCGCUGCUACUCGGUGGCCGUCAAAGUGCACAACUUCGUGUGCCGCAUGACGGACUGCGCGGAGCUGCUGCUGUCCCUGCACGACUCCAGCGGGAACAAGCUGACCGAGCAUCUGAUGAUGAGGUGGCCCACUCCGAAUAUGUCUACUGGACAAGUCGUGUUCACUGACCUCGGAAGUGAGAUAAAGCGAGAGAAAACAUUCCUAGUCUGCCACGUGGUUCGGAUAGGCUCCAUGGCUCCAGAAAACGUGGAUUACAGACGAUCUAUGGCCGGGGUGCCUGCUCCGCCAAAUUCAGGCGGCGGGCUGCGGCGGCCGUGCGGCGCGGCGGCGGCCGACGUCACCAGGCUGCUCGCCGACCACGCGCACUCGCCCGACCGACACGUACAACUGCCAUUCUAUGCUUGCGAGAAAGAAACGAUGGACACGUUACUCAAAAAAGUAAUAACGAACCGUGAGUUGAAGGAAACUAAACACCAGCAAGGACUGUGGGUUUCCAUACAACUAGUCGACGGUGAUUUGAAACAGGUCCGGGAAGAGAACCCGCACAUCCUGGUCAGCAACACGGCCAUCGCGCGCAAGAUGGGCUUCCCCGAGGUCAUCCGGCCCGGCGACGCGCGCAACGACCUCUACGUCACGCUGUGCAGCGGCAGCUUCUCACGGGGAGGCGUCAAGAACUCCGAGAGGAACAUAGAACUUUGUGCGAGAAUUGUGGACAAGAAUGGGCAGAUUAUACCAGGUGUAAUAUCAGUAGGAGCUGGCGUUCCAAAAGUGAACGAGUAUACGUCACUAGUCUACUACCACGAAGACAGGCCACGGUGGCAGGAAACGUUCAAGGUCUGUCUCGGCAUAGAAGAGUUCAAAGAAGCCCAUCUAGUGUUCCUGUGCCGGCACCGCAGCUCCAACGAGGCCAAGGACCGCGCGGAGAAACAUUUCGCGCUCUCCUUCCUGAAGCUCAUGCAGCGCGAGGGAACCACGACGCCGGACAAACAUCACACGCUUUGUGUUUAUAAGAUCGACAACAAGAAGGCGAGCACGGAGGACAUCGAGUCCGAGGCCGCGGCCGCCUGCCUCGCGCUGCCCUCGCGCCGCGACGAGCUGCCGGCGCAGGCCGAGCGCGGCCUCGUGCGCGGCCCGCUGGCCCUCGUGCACAGGGACUCGCUCGUCGUGCACUCCAAGCUGUGCUCCACCAAGCUCACGCAACGAGAGGAGAUCCUCGGCGUACUAAAGUGGGGCACCCAUCACGCGGAAGGCACGCUCCGGCAGGCGCUGACCAGGCUCAUGCACGUGCCGAGCGAGGAACUGGUCAAGUUCCUGCAGGACAUACUGGACGCUCUCUUCAGUAUAUUGACACAGGUACCAGAAGAGCAAGAAAGCUACACAGAGAACAGCUACGGCGUGUUAGUGCUAGAAAGCCUGAUGCGGGUUGUGUCUUUAGUGGCCGACCACAAGUACCAGCACUUCCAGCCCGUGUUGUACGCGUACAUCGAUGAUAGCUUCUGUGAUGCGCUGGCGUAUGAAAAGCUGAUAUCCGUCAUAGUAUGGGUGAUCACCUCGGCAGAGCAAGGAGAACUAGCGUUAAAGAGGCUACUGCAAUGUAUGAAAUGCCUGGAAUGCCUUAUUCGCUUCAUCGUUCGGAGCCGACAGUUGAGGAGCGCGCUCGGCGACCCGCAGGCCCACGAGGACUUUCGCUUCCAGUUUGAGAGUCUGAUGGAGGCGCUGGUGUGGCUGAUGCGCUGCGGAGACUACGCGCUGACGUGCCAGGGCUCGGCGCUCAAGUACCUGCCGCACGCCGUGCCGCACGCCAUCCAAGUGUUCCCGCACACUGAGCUGAGUGCGCACGUGGUGCGAGCCUUGGAUGCCCUGCCGCUCAACCGGCUGGGCAAGCAGCGCAUGCUGGCGCUGCUGGAGCUGGCGCGCGGCGCGCUGGGCCGCGCGGCGCCGGCGCGCGCGCUGCUGCUGCCGCACGUCGCGCACACCGUGCGGGCGCUGCUCAUGGAGAAGGUCGAGUUGGACCGCGAGGCGGCGCACAAGUCUCGCUCCGUGGACAAGGCGGCCCGGCUGCUCGGCGCGGACUCGUCCAGGCUCCACGACCCUACGCAGCAUCAGCAAAUCGUGGAGCUAUGCGUGGAAACACUAGGCGAACUAGUCACUCUGCUAGCCAGAGACGACGUAGGCCCCGUGGAGGCCGACAGAGGGGAGCUGGCGAAACUCCUGUUGCCCACCGUACUCCGAGUAGCUGCUAACAUGAUGAGGGAUGAGAGGAACAACGAUGAUCCUUUACUGCGUCGCAUCGUCAGUAUCCUGCUAGACAUAGUCCGUCAAAUGUCCGAAGAGCAAUACGCGCUAGUCGUGAAAGCAUUGGAGCAAGAAACGGGCGGCUCCGCUAGUCUAGUGGUCGACGCACUAGCGUUGCUGCAAGCGCUGCUGCAGCGGCCGGUGUUCCGCGCGCACUGGGCGGACAUGCUGUAUGUGCAGCAUUACGUCAUGCUGCACGCUCUGAGACUCAUCUCUAUAACGCUCUGCAACCGCCUCCAAUCCAUCGACGAGACCGACACAGAAGGCAUCGCUGCCAUCCACUCAAUGUGCCGCUCGUGGUUCAACACUUGCGCUUCCCUAGCCUCCUCACAACCACUGCAGUUGGAGACGAUGCGGGCUGCGAGGCGAGCGCGGGCUGCAGCGGUGUGCGGAGACGUCAGGAGGGCUGCUGCGGUACUACUGAGAGAUCUGUGGUUUGCGUUGGGUGACCAUAAGCGCGCCUUCAUCCCAUGCCUAGUGGGCCCGUUCCUCGAAGUCAGCUUCCUUUGCGACGAAGAGGUUCGGAUCACUACCAUCCCACUGUUCUUUGACAUGAUGCAGACAGAGUACAACCACAGUGUCAGCACUGGAGACAGCUCGGAAAGCCCUUUAAAAGACUUAGAGAGCGAACUCAUAGACAAAAUCGACGUGCUAGUGGAACGCGGCAGCGGUGACGUGGCGUGGCGAGCGCGCUUCGUGUCGCUGUGCGGCGCGCUGUGCCGCGCGGCGCCGGGCGGGCUGCGCGCCGCCGCCGCCGCGCUGGUCGCCGCGGCGGCGCGGCAGCUGGACACGCUGCUGCAGUACAGAGCGGCGGCACUCAAGUCAGCGAUAUCACAUAGAAUGCUUCUCACAACCAAAGUACUGCAUUUCUACGAACAAAUCGAGAGGCCGCAUAUGUAUAUACGCUACGUGCAUAAACUAUGCGAUAUGCAUCGGUCAUGUCACCAGUGGGCCGAAGCAGGUUUAACGCUAAGACUACAUGCUAGACUGUUAUCAUGGUUGCCUGCUCCCAUUGAUCAACCAACACAACCACAAACCACUAGCGAACGAGAUCUUAAGGAAAUGCUGUACCACGAAGUGGCAGACCUGCUCGAUCAGGGCCACCAGUGGGAGGUCGCCGUGGAGGUUAUUAAGGAGCUGGUUGAAGUAUACGAGGCGGAGGCACUGGGCUAUGCACCUCUAGCAGACCUCCACUCCCGCUUGGCCGCAUUCUACACAGCGAUGAUGAGGACAGUCCGCUCCCACCCCGGGUACUUCCGGGUAGUGUACUUCGGUAAAGGCUUCCCGGACCAUCUCCGGGUGCCACAUGGCUUCGUAUACCGCGGCAACGAGUACGAGCAGCUCGGGGACUUCAAAGAACGUCUCCUGGACGAGUGGCCCGACGCCGAGGUCUUGCCCAAGCUGGACCCGCCGGGGGAGGAGGUCACUGAGGCUGACGGACAGUACUUACAAAUAAACGCCGUGGAGCCAGUUAUGGGUGAUAAACUUAAGCGGUUAUCCGGCAAACCGAUAUCGGGCCAGAUCCUGCAGUACUACAAACACAAUCACGUCAACAAGUUCAUAUUCUCCAGGCCCUUCCAUAGACCCGAGGAACCACUGGAGGGAUCAAAAGACGACCUUACAAAUGUCAACGAGUUCGCGACGAGAUGGCUUGAACGGACUGAGUUGGAGAUCAGUGACAUGCUGCCAGGAAUCCUAAGGUGGUUCCCAGUAGUAAGGCAACGGACGUUCUGGGUGUCACCGGUGGAAGCCGCAGUGGAGGCGUUAAGAGACGCGAACCGAGCUUUGAAGCAGCUGAUUCUAGAAGCGCGAGCCAGCGAUGCCCCGCUGCAGCCGCUCACCAUGCGACUCAGCGGUAUAUUGGACCCGGCGGUGCAGGGCGGCAUCGUGAACUACGAGCGCGCGUUCCUGACGGCCGCCUACGCCGAGCGCCACCCCGACCACGCGCCGCUGCUGGCGCAGCUGCGGGACCUCAUCGCGGACCAGAUACCAUUGCUACAGUUUGGUCUGGAUGUCCACGGGGCGAGGAUGCCGACCGCCCUAGAAGGGCUACACGCGCACAUGCUGCAGUGUUUCCGGAGGAUACAGAACCACGUGCACCAACGAUAUGGACGCAAGGCGUGCGACUUUGAAUCGGAGGUGGCCGAGGUGCAGCUGCGCAUGCCGCCGCGGGAGCGCGCGCACGACGCGGCCGCGCGCGCGUCCGACGUCUCCACCGGGACCUCCACCGACAGGGAAAAAUGUUCGACUGACCGUCAAAUGUCGACCCAGUCGCAAAACGACGAGCCCAGGACGUGCAGGUCUGAUCCUCGGCAGACCCCUGCUUCCGCAUCAAAGUCGAAGUUCUUCAGUUUCAAUGCCGCCAUAAACCCGCUGGCCAGGAACAGCGCGGCCAGCAACUACUUUGGGACUCUCAACAGCUCGCCCAAGAAAAAAGAGAGAAGACGAGCAAGAAAGAGUGAAAUCGGCACCCAAGCCAGCGGCAGCCAAUGGUACACCAGUCCUGUUGCGAAUGGAACCAGCAACAGCACAAACACCAGCCACGCGAGCAACACCAGCCUCGCUUCUCAGUCGGACUCGCCUCUACGCGAGCUGAGGCAAGAGAACUUUCAGUCCCAGAUGGCUGCCCGAAUUCAAAACGCUCUGGUGACGGAGCGGCCGCUGCGCGCCGAGGCGGAGCAGCGCCGCAUGUCGCAGCGCGCCAGCCUCGUGUCCGCGCCGCCCUCCAAUAGGAACUCUAUGGGUACAACGGACUCGAACCAAGAAGACGAAGAGCCGCCGCCGCUCCCAGAAAAGUCCGGCAACAGGAGCACCCUCGACAGCGACCACAACAACAACCCCGAGCCCCUCCCGCCGCGCAACAACUACGACACUGUGUUGACGCCUCGGGGCUCCUUCCUCUACAACUCGAUGAUGCGGCGGCCGAGCGCCGGCGCGCCCGCCGGCCCCGCGCCGCCCACGCCACCGCCGAAGAAGAAACACCAGCAACAACAUCACUCCUGAGUUAGUAGCAAAGCCAUAUUGUUGCGAAAUGUGUAACUGAUACCGCGAGUUUCUUGUACAAAGUGCCAAAUAUAUGUACACGCUACCUUAAAGUAUAGGCAACGAGGUCGUCGACACAUAUUUUUGGCACUUUGUCCGUGUCAGUAUUUUAUAUAUUUUGUAUGCCUGUAUAUUCAACUGCUUGCGUAAGUAAUAAAACCAUACUGUUGCGAAAUGUGCUAUUGCUGACGUUCGUGGCAAAGAAUACAAAAGUCCACUUUAUCAUUCAACAUGGAGUUGAGCAACUCAAUGCCCAGGCUCGCUAAUAUCAACAUUAUUUUUUUAUUGUUUAUAAAAUGUAAUGUUAAAAUGUUUGCAAUAAAUAUUUUGAGUCGACAUGAUUUCAGGUACAACCACAUAGGUAUUAAAGAAAUUAAAAAAAUCUGUUGAGCCAAUGGCGCUAAAAGCUGAUUAUAAAAUUAUUUAUAAUCCAAUUUCAAUGAUUUUUAAUCAGCGAGGUAGCACUAUCAAAAGCAAAUUGUUUUGCCUUAAAACUACUAUUAUUAUAAAUAGCUUUCAUUUUAUUUGAAAAUAGAGAUUAAGUAAAUUGAAAAUUUAUCACCAAAAUGGGUAUUAAAAAGUAAAAAUUAUAAUUCAACAAUGUUUUAAAUAAAAAAAUAUUUCAUGAGCUACGUAAACUCGACGAAAGAAAACCUCUUGAAUAAUUACAAAUAGUAAUACUCAAUGUAGACAAAAUGCGAUCGAUUAUAAGGUUGAGGUAACUGCGUCCAUGGGACAGUUGCGCUUUCUCUAGAAAUACUAGAAGAUAGGUUAGAUGCGAUUGUAUCUUGGUCGCGUUUUCCCUAUCAGUACCCCAUUUUAUGAAGCUCACGGACUACACAGACACCGCAUUAUGAAGCGUUUACAAAGAGCUUGAGGUCACUACACGUGGGUCCAAUAUUACUUGUGAAAUACUACGAUUCGGGCAGCACAACUUAGUUGUGUUCUACGCCAUUUUAUUUUUAUACCAUAACCAGCUACACUUUUACAAAUUGAAACUAAAACGAAAUUAAACCUAUGUUAAUUUCUAGUGUCUAAAUUAUAUCAAAGAGAAUUUAAAAUAGAGGUAAGAAAACUUUGUAGCCACAAUAAAUUUACUGCCACCUUUCGACACAUUAUUAGAACUUUUAGAAUGACUUUGAUCCUUAUUUUUUAUUGAUAUGUGUUAAAUAUCAAAAUGUGGCGCCAAAUAUUUUAUUUUAUACCUCCCCGAGCGAAUGAUAUGAAUAAAUAUUUUCAACUCAGUGAAGUGUUUUGCGCAUCUCUACCCUCUAGUAGUUGAUGUGGUCUGUGAUGAUGGUACUUCAGAGGGCCUACUGCGAAAUACGUUUGACGUGUUACACUCUGUCGCACUUGUAAAUUCGUACGUAUGUGUGACAGGGAAGCAACACGUUGAACGUAGUUCGCGGUAGGCCCUCUGAUUCUAAAAUGCGCAUUUAACUGAUAGACGCAUUUACCUCCGGUAGUAUUAGUGUAACAAAUAAGGUGUCGUUUGAAUAUUGUAAAUAAUGUGUUUUGUAAAUAUGUUAAGUUGAUUACUUGUCUUUACCAAGUCUAUUAAGAAUAAUACAGGGUGACUGACCUUGGGACGUUAAUCCAUUUAGAACCAAUAAGCGCACAAAGUACCGUUAUUGUUUCCAAGCGAGCACAGCAGGCGAGCUAUUGAGAAAACUUGGCACUUAAUUCUUGUGGAAUAAGUUAGUUAAAUUGACUCUGUUUUGCCUAAAAAUUAUAACAAACUCGCAACUUUUAUCAGUAUAUUAAAAAACUUUUACUUUUAAUUUUUUGGCCAUGAUGUACAAAGAAAUAAUGCGACGUGUGAAGAAAUUAAUUAAAAAAUUUCUUUGACCAAAACUAUUGACCUCAGGAAUGCGUGGUUAAAAUCUGUCGGGUUUUACCAGCCCACGGUGUAUAAUUAAUAUACAAUGUGUAAAACAGUAAAACCAUGAACUGAAACUCAAAACAAAUUGUUUCAAGUCAUAACGGUCACGACCGGUUUGGCCUAGUGGGUAGUGACCCUGCCUAUGAAGCCGAUGGUCCCAGGUUCAAAUCCUGGUAAGGGCAUUUAUUUGUGUGAUGACCACGGAUAUUUGUUCCUGAGUCUUGGGUGUUUUCUAUGUGUUUAAGUAUUUAUAAAUUAUAUAUAUCGUUGUCUAAGUACCCAAGACACAAGCCUUAUUGAGCUUACUGUGGGAUUUAGUCAAUUUGUGUAAUGAUGUCCUAUAAUAUUUAUUUAUUUAUUUAUAAUGUUAAGUCAAUAGAUCAACUUUAUACCUAAUGCAAGUUAUUUUGUGUAUAUAUUUAUAAUCAGUGAAGAGUUAAGAACUACGUAUCAAGUAGAAUUAUAAACACAUGGGUCAAAAUUAUUUACGCUGCCGCGUUUUUUGUCCUCAAAAAAUGUGACGGAGUGUAGCCUUUUGUUUUUAAUUUAAUUUUAUUUUAUUUUUACAGCUAGAAAGGCAAUAGUUGUCGACUUUAUUUAUUUAUUUGAUAGAACACGGAAAUGACAGAGUGAUCAGAAACAAGACAUCAAAAAAAAAAAAACAACGAGUUGCACUCCGGGGGUACAGGCCGAAGUGAAAACUUGAAUAUUGUGCAUUUUUGAUAUUUUGGAAUGGUUAGGGAAUAAUUUUGCACGAAUUGCUUUAAUUAUCAGUAUAAAAGUACUCUUAAUGUGGUAAAAUACAAUAUUAAUUUCAAUUCAAUAUUCAUUCAGGUCACGUGUCCGUCUUACGAAUUUUCAAUCUGACGAAUCAGUCGGUCACGUGACCUGUCGCGAAUUUAACAUAUUUUCCCCAUCACAAAAAUUGCACAGCGCCGCUAAAGAAGUUUUCACUUCAAAAAUUUGUCCCACAUAAGUUAACAGAUUUUACAUACGACUCGAUCCUUGCAUUUGGAUCCCCUAGGUCACAUGCACCCUGUAUGCAAGUAUGCACAAAACAUUACUGUAGAAUAGAUGCAACCAUGUCACAUAAUUAACUCACACAAUAGAAUAUGGACUCUAUUAGUUGGUAAUAAGGUCGAUAUUCGAAAAUUGUCAGUAAUAGCAAAAGGUAAAGGCAAUAAUUAGUGAUUUACCCACCAUAAAUAUAAUGUAGAACUUACCAUAAUAGUUACCACUUUCAACAAGUAGUGAUAAUAAUGCCAGCCCAUAGAAAUGUUGAUAAUGUGUUUAGUUUGUAUCAUAUGUGACGUUUUCAACAAAAAGGUACCACGUUAUCGGUUGUCUAUAUGGUUGAUUUUAAAUUGAAGCUAUAUGGAAAUAGUGCCUUGACAACCGACAAUGAGUAACCUUUUGGUUGAAAAUGGCACAUAUUUAGGAAUACUGAGAAGCGUGAGUUGUUCUAAAUAUUGUAGUCUCAAUUCGACAGCUAAAGUAGAUGGCGCUGUAAGGUUGCCAAGCAAUCGAUUGAUAAUCGAUUUAUUACAAAACUGAUGGCGACGUACAGUCUGUCAAAUUUGUUGGCACAAUAUUGUUCAAUAAUGUAUGCGUCUUAGCAUUAUUUGGUCUAUCGUUUGUAUGAAAAUAGUUAAUUAAUGUUUUAUAAUUCCGUAAUAAUGUGUAAAUAGUUAUUUACUGUACAUAUAGUGCUACUUUAUAGCACUAGUGCGAAAAUUUGCAUACAUUUACUGUGUCGAACAUUUAAAGGGCCAUAUGUACUGUAAAACGUUGUACGAUACAUGUGCGACUAUUACGAUACAAGUGCGGAAAAUAUGAAAUUCGCAACGAGUGGUGAUAAAUUAAAACACUGGCUUCGGCCGUGUUUUAAUUUUGCGAUUUUCCUAUUUUCCGCACCUGCAUCGUAAAUAACUAUUACCUAUUCGCACUUAUAUUGUACAACGUUUUACAGUACAUAUGACCCUUUAAAUUUUCGAUAUAGGCACGGAAAGUGCUGAGUAGCACCAUAUGUACUGUAAAAUUUAUUUAUUUUAUUUCUAAACCAGCGGUGGCAACAUGGUUCCAUUUUUAUCACUAGUCACUAUGCUUGUCACUUUCGCACCUACAUACUUGUUAGAACGUGACAGGCAUCGUGACAAAUGAUAAAGAGCCGACCACCUUAGCCCUACUGACGUUUUCCUCUUUUAAACGAUAUAAAGAAAAUCAAAUGUAAUAUUAGACAUUACAGAUGAGCUUCAAUACAUUUAGGCAAGACUUGAUCGAUUGACUUCAACCAAAAAGUAACUGAUCGCAAUUUUCUCCAAUCCCACUCUGAAAAUCUCUAAAGUUUUUUUUAUAUAAGUGAAUAAUUGAUUACAAAUAUAAAGCAUAAAUAUUUAAAAAAUUAAGCAACAUUAUUCAUUUCAUUUUUUUUUAUACUACGUCGGUGGCAAACAAGAAUACGGCCUGCCUGAUGGUAAGCAGUCUCCGUAGCCUAUGUACACCUGCAACUCCAGAGGAGUUACAUGCGCGUUGCCGACCCUAACCCCACCCCCCCCUCGUUGAGCUCUGGCAACCUUACUCACCGGCAGGGACACAACACUAUGAGUAGGGUCUAGUGUUAUUUGGCUGCGGUUUUCUGUAAGGUGGAGGUACUUCCCCAGUUGGGCUCUGCUCUAGAUCUGGAAUGACAUCUGCUGUGCUGUGCCCUACCACACAAGGCGAGAUGACAUUCACAUUGCCCAUACCUCUCUUUUGGACGUAGUUUAAGGACAUACCCGGGUCCAAAAUUUAACUGAAAUGAAAUAAAAAUAUUGAUUUUUCAGACAAAUAAGUCAUAAUAAUGUUAUUGAAAGGGAUUUUUCCUAUAAUAUAUAAUUGCGACCGCGGCCGGCAAAACGUCCCAUUUUGUUGCUUGCCAUAAGGGCGCCUUGACAGGUUAUUCGUAAAGAUACAAGCAAAUCUCGUCCUUAUGGCAAGCGACAGUGGGACGUAUUGCCGACCGCGGUCACAAUUUAUUAACCACCGCUGUCUUUUAUACGUAUUUUUCUAAUGAUAUUUGUGAUAUUUUAAUUUCGAUUGAUGCCAUUUUUCCAAAGGACUUAAAAUUAUAUUCAGUUUAUGUGAAAUAAAUUUUAUUAAAUUUGUGAUUUUAAAAUCAUAUGAGAUAUAAUUAUAGAAGUUAUGUAAUUAUAAGUUGUGGUGUUAAAGACAUUUUUUUUUUCGAUUAGAUUAUUUAAGAUAUUAUUUUGUAGAAUGUUUUUUUGGUUUAAAUGUUCUUAACUUUUAUUCUAGCACUAUAUUUUAAAAUGUGUGUAAUUAUAGUUUUCACAUGAAAAAUGUAUGAAAAUUAUUAGAGGCUAGAUUUUAAUUAGAAAAAUUGGACUGCAGAUAUUAGUUUGGUGAUAAUCUGAAAUAAUUCAAGUAUUUGUAUAUAAAUCUAUUUAUUUCAUAAGUGAAUGAUUGUUUACAGUAUUCGAUAUAGAAAUUAGGAAUAAUUUGAGAUUUUUUGAGAUAAGAACAAACUAUUUGAAUCAAGUUUUUUUUUAUGAUUAUUUGACAAUGAAGAAACAAUAUCGUCACAAUAACGGUUGUUAAGAUGCCAAAUAUAUUUGUAAGUGUCUUAACCGAAAACGGCAUAAUUUUAUGUCUAUAAAUCAAUAAAAAAAUGUACUUUAUAAUGUAAGGGCUUCCAAAACGCUGUACACAAACUGCAUUUGAACUGCUGUCUUUAACAAAACUGCAGCUCGACUGCAUGUCAACUGUAAUUUUUAACCCUUUACCAAAAACUUCAACUAACACGAGCGGUUCCAAACCAAUACCAACCUUCGUACAUUCAGACAAGGUUCACAAUAACGCGCACACGACAAACGUGACGUUCAAAGGGUUAAAGUAGAUUGAAGUUCAAGUAGAAUGUAUCUGCAAAAGAAUCGAUAUACGGUGGGGGGGCGAACUGCGCCAUUCCGUCAAAGUGCGCCUACCUUGAAUAUAUCGAAAACUACUUAUAGAAUACUAGAAAUUGACGACCGGUCUGGCCUAGUGGGUAGUAAUAUUAACGUCAUGGCUGUUUUCUAUGUAUUUAUAUUUUCAUAUUAUAUAUAUCUUUGUCUAAGUACCCACAACACAAGCCUUAUUGAGCUUAUUGUGGGGCUUAGUCAAUUAAUGUGAUGUUUAACUACUAAUACUAAUACAACAGCAAGUAAAAAAAAAAUACAAUCAUUAAAAUACUUAAGGACUAACAAAUAAACUUACAAUACUAACAAAUAAACUGCAAGUUAUAUAACUAGUAUCCUGUAAGCAGUUUUCGAUAUAAUAAAGAUAGGCGCACUUAGACGGCAUGGCACGCUCUCCCCCCAAUUUAGUGGUUUUGUAAGUGUUUAAAAUAUUCAGAAUAGAUCGCUUUAAACAGAGAAUAACGCGUAGUGGCCAUAAUACACCAAAUAAAAAUGUUAUUGUGUAUAUGUGUAGAUAUACAGAUAUAAUAGUUACUUGUAUAUGGACAAUAAAUCACGAACAAUAAAUAGAUUUUUUCUAUUA